AGCCGAGCCGAGCCGGCUAGAAAGGCGCGCUUUGGCAUGCAUGAAUGAAGCAUGGCGAAAGUAAAUACCCUUUUUUCUUACUUCACCAAGUCACCAAAAGUAAGUGACGCAAAGUGUGCAGAGAUAACACAGAAGGAACAUAAAGAGAUAACACAAAAGGAACAUAAAGCGGAGUGUCCGUAUGAGCUGUACGAUGUGGUAUGGGCAAAGUUGGAGGGUUACCCAUACUGGCCAGCUUUGGUCUGCUGCCCUCCCGACGAGAACCACUUUUUGGACGAUAGCAAGCGCAUCCAUGUGCAGUUCUUCGAUUCCCCCGUAUCUCGGAGCUGGAUAAAACUCAAGAGAGUCAAGUUAUUCACUGGACCCAAUCAAGUGGAGGUACCCAAAAUGAGGGAUCCAGUAUGGAAACAGGGUGUACAGGAUGCACACAAUGCUCUCACCAUGGAAAGAGAUAAGAGGCCCUCGCUGGUCGUCAUCUGUCAAGGUCAUAUGGAACGGGAAAGUGAUGAUGAGAUGCCCAAAGCCAAGAAGCGUCGAAUUGCAUCAGAGAGUGAAGACUCGGACGAGGAAUACAACCCGGACAACAACAUAGAUUCACCCAUCAAGGUACAAAUGCGGGGAAAGAGAAGAAGAGAAGAGGUGGGUGAGACAUGGGCUCACCUGGGCUACGACUUCUUGAAAGAGCGACGUGAUGGCCACGGGCGGUUGGCAGACCAUCCAGAAUUUGAGGCCAACACCUUGAGAGUGCCAGAGAGCUUCAAGAAAAGCCUUACACCGGCCAUGAAGCAGUGGUGGGACUUGAAAUGUGAGCACUUUGAUGUGGUCCUCUUCUUCAAAGUAGGGAAAUUUUACGAGUUAUAUCACAUGGAUGCCGUCAUUGGAGUGGAGCAGUUGGGCCUGGUCUACAUGAAGGGUGAAUUUGCUCAUUGCGGAUUUCCAGAGAUAUCGUAUGGACGUUACUCUGAGAGCCUCAUCCAGAAGGGGUACAAGGUGGCACGUGUGGAACAAACGGAGACACCUCAGCUUAUGGAAGAACGCUGCAGAAAAAUGCACAAAGUGAGCAAGUUUGACAAGGUGGUGAAGCGUGAGAUUUGCCGCAUCACUUCCCUCGGAACUCGUCUCUUUGGUGUCCAGGAUGGCCAGGGAUGUCAGAGUGACACGCCUACCUAUCUGUUAGCCUUUGCUGAAAAGAGUUUGGAAGUGAGUGGCAGUGGAGAAAGUGAGUUUGGCAUCUGCUUUGUGGACACAUCUGUAGGAACAUUUCAUAUGGGUCAGUUCCAUGACGACCGCUACUGUUCCAAGUUUCGGACAAUGAUUUCUCAUCAUCGCCCCGUUCAGGUGUUGUAUGAGAAGGGACAAGUGACAAGGAAGGUAGAGCAGAUCCUGGAAGGAGCUCUCUCUGCAGUACUCAAGGAGCCACUGUGUCCUCGGAAGCAAUUCUGGGACAUUCCCAAGACGCUACAGUUCCUUAGGGAAGGACGUUACUUUGAGGCAGAAGGCUACCCAACUCAUCUUCUCGAGUUCCUCAAUGAAGGCGACAAGAUGACUGCAAAGGAUGACUGUCAUCUGGCUGUCAAAGCCCUGGGGGCUUGUGUUUGGUACCUUUCUGAUUGCCUCAUUGAGGAGGAGUUGCUGACUUUGAGAAAAUUUCGAGUUUACACACCCGAUGAAUCAGAAGCACACAACAUGAUCCUGGAUGGAGUUACCCUUGAAAACUUGGAAAUUCUCGCAAGUGCCAGUGGAACCCUGGAGGGCACGCUUGUUGACACUGUGGAUUUUUGCUGCACCCAUUUUGGAAAACGUUUGUUCCGUCAAUGGCUGUGCGCACCCCUCUGUCAUCCUGCGGAAAUAUAUGAGAGACAAGAAGCGGUGGAUGAUCUCCUGCGUGUCUAUGACCGGAUGAAUGAAACUCGCAAGUCACUCAAGACAUUGCCUGAUCUGGAAAGACUGCUGGCCAAGAUCCACACUCAAGGACUGGCCCGUAAAGAUCAUCCUGAGAGCCGUGCUGUCUUUUAUGAAGAUGCUACUUACAACAAGCGCAAAAUUGACAACUUGCUCCUGGCACUGCAUGGAUUCAAAGCGGCGCAGGAAGCCAUCAAGACCCUGCAAGAUGCUGGCUCGGGUUUUCGCUCGAGAGCGCUAAGCCGCUGUCUUGAGGGAGACUUUCCCGACAUGUCUGACACGCUGAGAUUCUUCGAUUCUGCCUUUGAUCAUGAGGAAGCUCGUCGAGACGGGAAAAUUAUUCCACGUGAUGGCAUCGACAACGAUUAUGAUGACGCCAUGAGCCGGAUCAAAGCGGCUACCAAAACUCUGGACGACUACCUGGUUGAGCAGCGGCGCCAUUUCCGCUGCAAGGUAACGUAUUUUGGCACUGGCAAGAAUCGCUUCCAGUUGGAGGUUCCUGAGUCAGCCCACAAGCUGGCAGAUGGCUCGUACGACCUUCAAGGACAACGCAAGGGUUAUCGGCGUUACUCCACGGCACGGUUGAAGGAACUCACUUGUGACCUGCAAUUGGCAGAAGAGGCCUCCGAGGCUGCGCUUAAAGACAUCAUGAGAAGGAUGUUUAACAAUUUUGACAAAAGGAGAAAGAUAUGGGAAGCAGCAGUGAGAUGCCUUUCUGUCCUGGAUUGCCUCUUGAGUCUAGCAGAGUAUAGUGCAUCUCUAGGAGACAUCGCGUGCACACCACGGAUCCUCACCUCUGGAAAACCUCGCCUCCACAUCAAGGCUGGAAGACAUCCCUGUCUACGAGGCUUUGUUCCUAAUGACAUUUUUCUGGGAGAUGUACGUAUGUACCUGGACACUGGGAUGGAGCUCUGGAUCCUUUCUUCCUUAUUUCAGUCGACUCUGGUACUCAUGACGGGGCCUAACAUGGGAGGAAAAUCAACACUCAUGAGACAGACGGGACUCACUGUUGUUUUAGCCCAAAUGGGUGCCAAAGUUCCAGCUGAAUCGUGUGAGCUCACUCCUGUUGAUAGAAUAUUCACGCGACUCGGAGCAAGAGAUAAGAUAGUAUCAGGGGAAAGUACCUUUUUCGUGGAAGUCAAUGAAACGUGUUCAAUCUUGAAGUAUGCAACUUGCCACUCUCUGGUGCUGCUGGACGAGCUUGGGAGAGGCACAUCCACGCACGAUGGGAUGGCCAUCGCGCACGCAGUCGUCAAAGAGCUCUCCCAACGUAUCUCUUGUCGCACUCUUUUCUCCACUCACUAUCACCACCUGGUGGAAGAGUUUGGACAAAUGCGCAACAUCUACCUGGGGCACAUGGCUUGCAUGGUAGAGAAUGAAAACGCGAAUGAUCCCACAGAAGAAACCAUUCAGUUCUUGUACAAGUUUGUUGGUGGUCCAUGUCCCAAGAGCUAUGGGUUCAACGCUGCAAAACUGGCAGGGAUCCAGGUCGAGAUUAUUAGGAAUGCCUUUCGUAAAUCCAAAGAGAUGGAGCGAGCAGUGCAAGAAAGGAGAGCUGUUUGAAUCAUCGCCUGAAGAAAUCUUUCACUCUGCCACCAACGAGAUUUCUGUUCCAUGUGAUUAUUUUCGCCACUGAAGCAAUAAAUAAACACCCGUAGUUUCUCGAUAAAUAUUUUAUACGAUGAAUCCCUUUA
This is a messenger RNA of Ornithodoros turicata, 3596 nucleotides long. Its product is annotated as DNA mismatch repair protein Msh6-like. Gene Ontology annotation, molecular function: ATP binding; mismatched DNA binding; ATP-dependent DNA damage sensor activity. The transcript is spliced from 28 exons. Gene Ontology annotation, biological process: mismatch repair. Gene Ontology annotation, cellular component: MutSalpha complex; nucleus. Bases 52 to 3465 code for a protein of 1137 amino acids. Lineage: Eukaryota; Metazoa; Arthropoda; Arachnida; Ixodida; Argasidae. The record is from RefSeq and is a predicted model, not a curated record.